AUGGCCAGCGAGGUGUGGGCGGAUAACAAGACUUUGUCCGGCGGGCUGGCAAAGUUAAUGUGGGACAGGGAGUUGAAGGGGGUAUGCAGACAUAUGUCAGCAAGUUGCACCCAAUAUAUGCUAACAGCAAUUCAGUUGCACCGGCAGCGCCGGGAAUCCCAGAGACACUGGCUGUAUUUUAUUUGUACGAAGGGAAAUCCGCUGAAUGAGUCACAAGUGAGCCACAGUCUUUCAGAGAUGGGAAAGAAGGUGGCUCCUGACCUCAAGGGAACUUUGAAAAGUCCCAGACACUCUGUAACGACUGCGCAACAGUACUACAACAUAGAGAACGAGCUGGAGGCAGACGGAAAGUCGUCACCACAGGAAGUGUUGGCAAAAGAUAGUGACGAAGAAGAACAACUGCAAGAACAAGCCGGCAAACUGGAAGAACCAGAGAACCCGACAACAAAAGCCAAUCAGAAGGCUCUAUCGAUACAGAACGAAAUCUGGUAG
Molecule: messenger RNA, 492 nt
Organism: Paramuricea clavata
Lineage: Eukaryota; Metazoa; Cnidaria; Anthozoa; Malacalcyonacea; Plexauridae
Source: the annotation of a GenBank genome assembly